Trichoderma breve is the source of this 3708-nucleotide messenger RNA. Its product is annotated as histidine kinase-, DNA gyrase b-, and HSP90-like ATPase domain-containing protein. Gene Ontology annotation, biological process: phosphorylation; phosphorelay signal transduction system. The transcript is spliced from 4 exons. NCBI's taxonomy places the organism in Eukaryota, Fungi, Ascomycota, Sordariomycetes, Hypocreales, Hypocreaceae. The coding region runs from base 1 to 3708 and encodes 1235 amino acids. The record is from RefSeq and is a predicted model, not a curated record. Gene Ontology annotation, molecular function: phosphorelay sensor kinase activity.
AUGGAUGGUCGCCCCUUGCCGCAUUACAGGGCUGUGUCGGAAGCAACGCGCCAGCGCGAGACGUUCAAAUAUGACCCGACACUCUUGUCGAAUUCCAAGGUCAACAACGCGGGCGUCGCUCUGCCAAGCUCUGAUCUGACGCCAUCGCGAGACUUGGUCUUGACCGCCCUUGCUCAGCUGGCCGUCUUCCAGACGGGCACAGAAAGAGCCUUCAUCUCCCUUUUUGACGUGGAGCAUCAGUAUUUUGUCGCUGAAGCAACUAGGACGCUGCUCACUUCACCAGAUGACUCCGAUCUGGGGCUUUGGAUGGUUGGUACCGCCAUUCCUCGUGCACACAGCACUUGCGAGUAUACUCUUCUCGAGUCAGAUCGCCUUGAGAGAGCGCGCGAGCACGCAAUCCUCACAGACCCAUCUCAGUUUGACCAUUGCGAAAAUGAUGGCGAUUCAACCCAGCUGCCGGUUCUCGUGGUCCCCGAUCUCUCUACUGACGAGCGUUUCAAGAUGAAGCCGUACUGCCGACCUGGAGGUGGACACCGCUUCUAUGCUUCUGUGCCUAUUCGGACGCAGAGAGGCAUCAACAUUGGCGUGCUCUGUGUUGUGAGCCCCGAACCAGAUCGCAGAUGGAUCGACCGCUACUCGAAUUUGAUGCGUAGCCUGUCCGUGGCCAUCAUGGAUCAUCUGGAGGCCAAUUUUUCAAAGGUGGCCUACCGCCGGAGCGAGCGCAUGAUUCGAGGCCUCGGCUACUUCGUCGAAGGAAAGGCCACCGAAUCAUCUUGGGCCUCAGUUGCUGACGGUGACCGGCUCGACCCCAAUCGCAAAAAGGACCGCCCAGGAAAGCCAGCAGCAGAGACGAAAUGGGCCGACAACUUUGUUCCAGGACCCAACCCAAUGAUGGACACGUUUUCUGAAGCCGCCAUGAUCAUCCGCGAGUCGCUGGAGACUGAUGGAUGUCUCUUCCUGGACGCAGCCCCUGGAUCGUUUGGCUCCUAUGGUAAGAGAAAGGGCCGCUCCUCAGGCCACCCUUCUUUCCGAGACAUCGACAGUAGCAGUAACGAUGACGAUGAGGACGACGACGAUAGCGGCAGCGAUUUCGAAGAAGAUGCCGAGCUAGAGUCUCAAGCAGGCGAUGCUGGUGCCAACACCGGCGGUACUAACGGUACCAACGCCGAGGCCAAGCAGUGGCCAACAGCUCAGGUGCUAGGAUAUGCGGCAACGGAAAGCCGGCGGUCCAAGUUUGAGGACGGUUCGCUUCGGAGGAUUAACAUGCCGCAGAAGUUCCUCGCAAAGCUCCUCCAGAGGUAUCCCAAGGGCCACAUCUUCAACUUUGGUGUCAACGGAGAGCUGCAGUCGAGCGACUCGUCCGACGACGACGGUUGGCUGACGGACCUUACCCAAGACGCCAUCUCGCCCCUUCAGCCCGAUCCGCCGCUGCCCCCUCAGGACGACGCCUCCCAGUCUAAGCGACAGAGGCGGCCUUGGGCGCGCCACAACGAGGGAAAGAUUAUCCAAGAAGUGUUUCCCAAGGCCAGGAGCGUUGCCUUUGUCCCCGUCUGGGACCCUAGAAAGCAGAGGUGGUGCGCGGGAGGCUUUGUCUACACCCUGACCCCGACUCGCAUCUUUACCGUGGGAGGAGAGUUGAAUUUCCUACGGGCCGUGAGCAUCUUGGCGAUUGCAGAGACGCUCCGCUUGAAGACUUUUGCAGCUAACCAGGCAAAGUCUGAUGCCCUGAGCUCUCUCUCUCACGAACUGCGCUCUCCCUUGCACGGAGCCGUACUGGGCAUCGAGCUGCUUCGCGACACCGAACUGACCGUCUUCCAGGGCAACAUCGCUCACACCAUCGAGAUUUGCUGCCGCACACUCGUCGACACGGUCGACCACCUCCUCGACUACUCCAAGGUCAAUAGAUUUAUCCAGACGAGACGUACAGGAGGUCAAGCGUCGGAACCUAGAGGGCUACGACCAGGAACAGCCAGAUCGGUCGAAGAAGGCAUGCUCAGUCUCUACAAGCACAUCCGGCUGGACGGCAUCGUCGAAGAGGUCAUGGACGGCGUCUACGCCGGCUUCAAUUUCAUGCACAUGGCCCUGCAGCUCGCCAAGCACAAGAACUCGGCGCACUCAUCGGACUGGACGGCUAUGCGCCGCCUGGACGCCAUGCAAGCUAUGGAGGAGCUGGGGUCCAACGGCAAGAUUGCGCUGGGCGAGGUGACCGUCUUCCUGGAAAUCGAUCACGCCUUCAACUGGCGGUUCUACACGCAGCCCGGCGCCAUUCGACGCAUCGUCAUGAACCUGCUCGGCAACUCGCUCAAGUACACGCAAAAGGGCUCCAUCAAGGUGCGCCUGACCCAGUCUAAGCCGAAGCGCAAAUCGUCUGCCGACGCCAUCGUCCACAUCAUCGUGUCCGACACUGGCAAGGGUAUAGGAGAGGACUAUCUGCGCAACGACCUUUUCAAGCCCUUCUCGCAGGAGGACCAUCUCGCCCCUGGAACCGGCCUGGGUCUCAGCUUCGUCAAGCAGAUUACGUCGCAGCUUAGGGGCCGCGUCAAUGUCGACAGCCGAGUCAACGUGGGCACCAUUGUCAAGGUCUCGCUGCCUCUCAUGCAGACGCUGACACCUCCCGACGGCACCCCUUUACUCGCCGAGAACGAGGGCGAUCUCGACAAGCACGUUGCCGAGGCCGCGGGCCUUCGCGUGCGUCUCCUGGGCUUCGAUAUUGGCAGGCGGGCUAAGCGACGAAUGCUGGAUGGGAGCUACACGGAGCUGCUCGUGGAGGUUGAGCGCAUCUGCCGUGACUGGCUGGGUCUCAACAUCAUCACCGAGGCCGAGGCUGAACAACAGCCGCCCGACUGCGUCAUCUGGAUCGAAGACACGCUUGCCAACUCUCCGCUGGAGAACCUCAUGCAAGGGCCUCCUUGCGUGGUGCUAUGCAAAAACACAUUGGUGGCGUACAAGAGCGCGGCGCAGUUUGAACGGGUCAAAGCGCACCGGAUCUUUGAAUUCGUUGCUCAGCCUAUGGGGCCCCGUAAACUCGCCAAAGCUAUAGCACUAGCCUUCAAGCGCGGCCGCGAACUGAAAGCCAUGCCCCUGUCCCCCAUCACGCCUCGCCAGGAAUUCCUCCCCGUGGUGCCCGACCUCCUCAGCAACGUUAAGACCCAGCUGCCCGCGCCCACGCCGCGCCUUCAAGCGCUGCAGAACCUCCUCACCGAGAGCGAGAAGCCCGCAAAGCCCAGCGUCGCCGUCGUCGAUGCUCCCGCUGCAGACCCCGAGCCUGCCUGCGAGCCCACGCCAGAGUUCCUGCUCGUCGAGGACAACAGCAUCAACCUCGACAUCCUCUCCAUCUACAUGAAGAAGCUCGGCCGCCCCUACCACACGGCGACCAACGGCGCCGAAGCCCUGAGCGCGUACAAGCUCAACCCGAAACACUGCAAGUACAUCUUCAUGGACGUGUCGAUGCCCAUCAUGGAUGGCUUUGAGGCUACGCGCCGCAUCCGUGCCUACGAGCGCGACAACCAGAUCAAGCCCGCCAUCAUCUUCGCCCUCACGGGGCUCGCCUCGGAGAGCGCCCAGCAGGAGGCCUUUGGAAGUGGCGUCGACCUGUUCCUGACCAAGCCCGUCAAGCUUAAGGAGCUGGGCAUGAUCCUCCGGUCCAGGGGCUUGCUUCCCGAGGAGCCCUUGGUGGUUGUGACCAAGAACGGGACUCAUAUGGCCUAG